Ruditapes philippinarum (Manila clam) is the source of this 712-nucleotide messenger RNA. RefSeq names its product peptidyl-prolyl cis-trans isomerase H-like. Bases 89 to 625 code for a protein of 178 amino acids. Gene Ontology annotation, molecular function: peptidyl-prolyl cis-trans isomerase activity. The transcript is spliced from 6 exons. Gene Ontology annotation, biological process: protein peptidyl-prolyl isomerization; protein folding. Lineage: Eukaryota; Metazoa; Mollusca; Bivalvia; Venerida; Veneridae. The record is from RefSeq and is a predicted model, not a curated record. Gene Ontology annotation, cellular component: intracellular membrane-bounded organelle.
AUUUUCGGUUUUUAUUUUUGUGACCCGUUUUAUAUACACGUCGUGACGAUUGCAUUACAGAUUCGCCGGUUUAAAUUUUUGAAGCAAAAUGACAAAUGUAAAACAAUCUGUAGCUGAUAAUCCCAUUGUGUUCUUUGAUAUAUCGAUUGGGAAUGUGGAAAUUGGGAGAAUAAAGUUUGAGCUAUUUGCAGAUGUUGUUCCAAGAACUGCAGAAAACUUCAGGCAGUUUUGUACUGGAGAAUACAGAAAAGAUGGAGUGCCUAUUGGCUAUAAGAACUGUGUUUUUCAUAGGGUAAUCAAAGAUUUCAUGGUGCAAGGUGGGGAUUUUGUCAACGGAGAUGGAACAGGGUUGACUAGUAUUUAUGGUGGAUCCUUUGCAGAUGAAAACUUUAAAAUGAAACACACUGGACCUGGUAUACUUUCAAUGGCCAACAGUGGUACAGAUACAAAUGGAUGUCAGUUCUUUAUUACUUGUGCAAAGUGUGACUUCUUAGAUAACAAACAUGUGGUAUUUGGUAAAGUUGUUGAUGGGCUGUUGGUAUUGAGGAAGAUAGAAAAUGUGCCUACAGGUCCAAACAAUAAACCAAAACUUGCUGUUAUAAUAAGUCAGUGUGGGGAAAUGUGACACUUAAUAUAAAUCAAUGUGGUGAAAUCUGACACAGCACAUAAAUAAAUCAAUGUGGUGAAAUGUGACAUUUGUUAAGUCAUUGUG